AUGACAAUGCCUGAAUUUGAACUAACAGUACGAGGCAGCAUACCUCUACGCAUUACACACAGUGAAGAUGUCCCCACAUCAGCCAAAUUCUCACCUAACGGAGAAAAAAUAGCCAUAUGUCAAGGCACCACGAUUAUCCUAUAUGAUGUUCAAUUACGAGUCACUGAAUCUAUCUUGCAGACAUCACAUACUAAGCCUAUAUCUGAAUUAUGUUGGUCCCCGGAUAAUCAAUGUAUUGCGACUGCAUCGGAUGAUUUCACCUUGGAAAUAAGACAUCUAACUUAUGGUCCCUUGCAUCGAUUGGUUGGACAUACUGCACCUGUGGUAUCAUUAUGUUAUAAUGGGAAGGGGAACCUGUUAUAUUCAUCUUCGAUGGAUGAAAGUAUAAAAGUAUGGGAUGUUUUGAAUGGGAUAUUGAUGAAAACUAUCUCGGCUCAUUCGGAAAGUGUAGUAAGCGUAGAUAUUUGCCCUGAAGAUUCCACUGUAUUGAGUUCCGGAUCAUUUGAUGGGUUAAUUAGAUUGUUUGAUAGUUCAAGCGGUCAUUGUUUGAAAACAUUGACUUAUGAUAAAGAUUGGAAAAGUGAGAAUGGGGUUGUGCCGAUUUCUCAAGUUAGAUUCUCUAAAAAUGGGAAAUAUUUGUUAGUGAAAUCAUUUGAUGGAGUCGUGAAAAUUUGGGAUUGUAUUGGAGGAUAUGUUGUAAGAACCUUCUUGGCGCUUUCGGAAGAAACUCGUGCUUUAAAACAUUCCUGUGGGAUAGAUUUCUUGUAUCCAAGUGAUGAAACAUUGGCACCCAUUGUAGUCAGUGGAUAUGAACAUGGUGAACUUUUCUGUUGGAAUUCCGAAAACAAAAAACUAUUAUAUAGCUCAAUGGGAAAUGAUAACUGCCAUUCAGGAAGCCCGAUAAUCAGUAUACAUUGUCGUGAUAAUUUAGUCUGUACUUUGUCUCUGAAUGGAGAAUGUUAUGUCUGGGGAGCACGUUUCGUGACGACAGUCCCAACAUCCACGUAG
Naumovozyma dairenensis CBS 421 is the source of this 1008-nucleotide messenger RNA. RefSeq names its product Swd3p (gene SWD3). Gene Ontology annotation, molecular function: protein binding. Lineage: Eukaryota; Fungi; Ascomycota; Saccharomycetes; Saccharomycetales; Saccharomycetaceae. The transcript has a single exon. Bases 1 to 1008 code for a protein of 335 amino acids. The record is from RefSeq and is a predicted model, not a curated record.